This is a messenger RNA of Raphanus sativus (radish), 3916 nucleotides long. Its product is annotated as protein BRASSINOSTEROID INSENSITIVE 1. The transcript is spliced from 2 exons. Lineage: Eukaryota; Viridiplantae; Streptophyta; Magnoliopsida; Brassicales; Brassicaceae. The record is from RefSeq and is a predicted model, not a curated record. Gene Ontology annotation, cellular component: plasma membrane. Bases 167 to 3709 code for a protein of 1180 amino acids. Gene Ontology annotation, biological process: protein phosphorylation. Gene Ontology annotation, molecular function: protein binding; ATP binding; protein kinase activity.
UUGGUUGAUAAAUAAUUAAAAUACCUUCGUUCCUCUUCCUUCUCCUGUCUUUUGUCUUCUCUCUCCUAGAGCUUUCAACACUUGCUCUCUAAUGGUGGAACCAAAACCCUAGAUCCCUCUUUUCAUUAUAUUCUACAUCCACACUUCUCUCUCAAAAUCGUGAGAAAUGAAAACUUUCCCAAGCUUCUUUCUUUUCCUCCUAUUCUUAUCCUUUACCUCUCCUUCCCUUCAAGCUUUCAACAGAGAAACCCAUCAGCUUAUAAGCUUCAAAAACGUUAUCCCCGACAAGAACCUACUCCCAGGCUGGUCUCCCGACAAGAACCCCUGUACCUUCGACGGCGUCACUUGCAAAGACAACAAGGUUUCUUCAAUUGAUCUCAGUUCCAAACCACUCAGCGUCGGAUUCAGUGCCGUGGCUUCCUCUCUCCUCUCCCUCACCGGAUUAGAGUCCCUGUCUCUCUCGAACUCCCACAUCAACGGCUCCAUCACCUCUGGUUUCAAGUGCUCUGCUUCUCUCACCAGCUUGGAUCUAUCCACAAACUCCAUCUCCGGUCCUGUAACAACCUUGUCGAGCCUCGGCUCUUGCGUCGGACUGAAGUCUCUGAACGUCUCUUCCAACUCACUAGAUUUCCCCGGGAAAGUUUCUGGCGGGCUGAAGCUUAGCAGCAGCAGCUUGGAAGUUCUUGAUCUCUCCGCGAACUUGCUCUCCGGUGCUAACGUCGUCGGCUGGAUUCUCUCCGGUGGCUGUGGAGAGUUAAAGCACUUGGCUAUAAGCGGAAACAAGAUCAGUGGUGACGUGGACGUCUCUCGUUGCCCCAAUCUCGAGUUUCUCGAUGUCUCCUCCAACAAUUUCUCCACUGGGCUUCCGUAUCUCGGUGACUGCUCCGCUCUUCAACAUCUCGACAUCUCAGGGAACAAACUAUCCGGCGACUUCUCCAAUGCUAUCUCCUCCUGCACCAACCUAAGGUCUUUGAACAUCUCGAGCAACUUAUUCGCCGGCCCCAUCUCUUCUUCGUUACCGCUCAAAAGCCUCGAGUACCUCUCUCUAGCCGACAACAAAUUCGCCGGCGAGAUCCCUGAGCUUCUCUCCGGCGCGUGCGGUACACUCGCCGGACUCGAUCUCUCCGGAAACGACUUCCUUGGGACAAUCCCUCCUUUCCUCGCCUCGUGCUCUCUCCUGGAGUCGCUUGCUCUCUCCGCCAACAACUUCUCCGGCGAGCUCCCGAUGGACACGCUACUGAAGAUGACAGGGCUCAGGACGCUCGAUCUGUCUUUCAACAGAUUCUCCGGCGAGCUGCCGGAGUCUCUUGCCAACCUCUCCGCUUCUCUCCUCACGCUUGAUCUCAGCUCCAACGACUUCUCCGGUCAGAUCCUCCCGAGUCUCUGUCGUAGUGAGAACAACUCGCUCCGGGAGCUUUACCUUCAGAACAACGGCUUCACCGGGAAGAUCCCGCCGACGCUGAGCAACUGCUCCGAGCUGGUCUCUCUCCACCUGAGCUUCAACUACCUCUCCGGGACCAUCCCUUCGAGCCUCGGCACUCUCUCGAAGCUCCGGGACUUGAAGCUGUGGAUGAACAUGCUCGAAGGCGAGAUCCCCUACGUCGUCAGCACCUCCCUAGAGACUCUCAUCCUCGACUUCAACGGUUUAACCGGAGAGAUCCCUCCCGGUUUAAGCAACUGCACGAAUCUCAACUGGAUAUCUCUCUCCAACAACCGGUUAACCGGUCAGAUCCCGAGAUGGAUCAGCCGGUUGGAGAAUCUCGCCAUCCUCAAGCUCAGCAACAACUCGUUCUCCGGCAACAUCCCCGCCGAGCUCGGGGACUGCCGGAGCCUCAUCUGGCUCGAUCUCAACACUAAUUACUUCAACGGCACGAUUCCUCCCGAGAUGUUCAAACAGUCGGGUAAAAUCGCAGCGAAUUUCAUCGCGGGAAAGAGGUACGCUUAUAUUAAAAACGACGGGAUGAAUAAACAGUGUCACGGAGCUGGUAACUUGCUAGAGUUUCAAGGGAUCAGACCGGAGCAGCUUAACCGGGUUUCGACUAGGAACCCGUGUAAUUUCACGAGGGUGUAUGGAGGUCACACUCAGCCUACGUUUGAUAAUAACGGCUCCAUGAUGUUUCUUGACAUGUCUUAUAAUAUGCUAUCGGGGUACAUACCGAAGGAGAUUGGUUCGAUGCCGUAUCUGUUUAUUCUCAACUUAGGUCAUAACUUCAUCUCCGGGUCUAUUCCCGACGAGGUUGGUGAUCUUAGAGGGUUGAAUAUUCUAGAUCUUUCGAGCAAUAAGCUCGACGGGAGGAUCCCUCAGGCUAUGUCGGCUCUCACCAUGCUUACGGAGAUUGAUCUGUCGAAUAAUCUGUUGACCGGUCAGAUUCCCGCGAUGGGACAGUUCGAGACUUUUCCGCCGGGGAAGUUCGCGAACAACUCCGGUCUCUGCGGUUAUCCUCUUCCGCGGUGCGGUGCUGAGAACGCGGACGCGCUUGCUCGCCGCCAUUCUAGCGGGAGGAAACAGCCGUCUCUCGCGGGGAGCGUGGCGAUGGGUUUGUUGUUCUCUUUUGUGUGUAUAUGUGGGCUGGUUCUUUUCGGUAGAGAGAUGAGGAGGAGGCGGAGGAUGAGAGAAGAGGCGGUGUAUGAAGACGGUGGCGGCGGUGGUGGUGGUGAUAGAACCGGUAAUAACACGGACUGGAGGCUGACCGGUGCGAAAGAAGCGUUGAGUAUUAAUCUCGCGGCGUUCGAGAAGCCGUUGCGGAAACUCACUUUUGCGGAUCUUCUCAAGGCGACGAACGGUUUCCAUGAGGAGAGUAUGAUUGGUUCCGGUGGGUUCGGAGAUGUUUACAAAGCGGUUUUGAAAGAUGGAACAGCGGUUGCUAUCAAGAAACUGAUACAGAUUAGUGGUCAAGGCGAUAGGGAGUUCAUGGCGGAGAUGGAAACGAUUGGGAAGAUCAAACACCGUAACCUUGUUCCUCUCCUCGGCUACUGCAAAGUCGGGGAAGAGCGGCUUCUUGUGUACGAGUUCAUGAAGUACGGGAGCUUAGAAGAUGUGUUGCACGACCCGAAGAAGAAAGCUGGCCUGAAACUAAACUGGUUCACUCGACAGAAAAUCGCGAUCGGAGCGGCUAGAGGGCUCGCGUUUCUUCACCAUAACUGCAUCCCACAUAUCAUCCACAGAGACAUGAAGUCGAGCAACGUGUUGCUGGACGAGAACUUGGAAGCUAGGGUAUCGGAUUUCGGCAUGGCGCGGCUGAUGAGCGCGAUGGACACGCAUUUGAGUGUCAGUACAUUAGCCGGUACACCAGGGUAUGUACCUCCCGAGUAUUACCAAAGUUUCAGGUGUUCAACAAAAGGAGACGUUUAUAGUUACGGUGUGGUCUUGCUCGAGCUGCUUACGGGUAGACGGCCGACCGAUUCGCCGGAUUUUGGAGAUGAUAACCUGGUUGGAUGGGUGAGACAGCAUGCUAAACUGCGGAUCAGCGACGUGUUCGAUCCUGAACUUAUGAAGGAAGAUCCAGCAAGAGAGAUUGAACUUUUACAAUAUUUGAAAAUCGCGGUUGCGUGUUUGGAUGAUAGGGCUUGGAGGAGACCCACCAUGUUACAAGUCAUGGCGAUGUUUAAGGAGAUACAAACGGGGUUGGGGAUAGAUUCGCAGUCGACCAUUGGAUCGAUCGAGAUGGUUGAUAUGAGUAUUAAAGAAGUUCCUGAAGGAAAGUUUUGAGAGUUUAGACGCAGAGCCAAAGCAGAUUCUUUUGAACAUCAAUCAUCCAACGGUCGGUCCAAUUUUCCUUCGGUCUAUUUUUUUUUGUAUUCUUCUACUGUAUUCUAAAUGUAUGUAUUUAUGUUAUUUCUAUACGGAAGAGAAAAGAGAAAUGACUAUGAUAAGACUAUGUUGUAUGUAAAUAUAAAAUUUUAACUUUUUUGAGUU